Messenger RNA from Clonostachys rhizophaga, 1266 nucleotides. The record is from the annotation of a GenBank genome assembly. Lineage: Eukaryota; Fungi; Ascomycota; Sordariomycetes; Hypocreales; Bionectriaceae.
AUGGGCCAGAAAAGUCAUCCCUUAGAGGGGAAAGAUAUCAUAGUCGCAGGUGCGGGUGUCGCCGGAUCUGCUUUUGUUGCGGCACUCACCAAGCUUUGGAACCCCGAGCUGAAACAGCCAAACAUCAUCGUCGUCGAACGUGACCCGCGAGAUGUUGUUCGCCAGAGAGAAGGCUACAGCCUGUCACUAACGGGACAUGACGAUACUAGCGGCCUGGCAGUUCUCAAAAAGCUGGGCCUCCUCGACAGUGCACUCGGAAAGGCUGUAGCGAGCACAGAUGACACUGGUGCCUUCAAGAUCUGGGGCGCAGACUGGACAGAGAAAACAAGCCUUCACCGGAAACCUGCUGAAGGGCUACCUACAUCAACCAUCCGCAUAUCCCGCAGGGAGCUUCGCGGACUUCUGCACAAUACAAUCCGCGACAAGAGCACAAUACUGUGGGAGACGCAGUGCAUCUCCGCCAAGGCUCUCGACAACGGCCGAGUGCAGGUUGAGCUCAUGAAGAAUGACGACGAGAGCGUACGAUACGAGGAGUGCGACCUGCUCAUAGCUGCCGACGGUGCCAGCAGCAAGCUGAGAUCCUACCUCCGGCCCGACGAUCAACUGGAAUAUCAAGGAGCGGCGUUGAGGGGAGGUCUCUCCAGGUUCGACGGCCCCUUGCCGGCCCCUCUCAACAAGGACUGGGGGUUCGCCCUGUCCGGGGAUGGUGUGUCAUGUUUUUACUCCCCAGUUGAUGAGCAUACGGUUGUCUGGACAGUGGGCAACCAGGAGCCAGAGCCGCUCCCUCCACUAGACCACUCUUCUGAAGCUGCUUGCAAGGCGGUAGUCGAGCGAGGGCGGGAGCUGGGUGCUCUCUUCCAUGAGCCGUUCAACAACAUCGUCAAUAACACUGACCUGAGUGCUGUUCUCUGUAUCAAUGCAAGGGACAAGAUGCCUUUUUGUCAUGACGGCUUUGACACCCUGCCCGUCGUGUUUAUUGGUGAUAGCAACCAUGCCCUGAGUCCAUUUUCUGGCAUUGGAGCCAACCUUGCGCUGGGCGAUGGAUGGGAGCUAGCGAAACAGAUCUGCGCGGAGAGUCAGGUGUCUCUGGCGAGUGCGGUCAAGGCCUACGAUUCCAUCAUCGUGCCUCGAACGACCAAGAUCGUAAAGGCGGCGCGGAGACGGCUUGAGAUGGGUCACAGCACUGGCUUCAAACUGUGGUUGUUUUAUCUGAUACUGGCUCUGAGUAGGGUGGUUGGGCGUAUUGUCGGGGACAGGAGGAAAUGA